Messenger RNA from Stylophora pistillata, 1736 nucleotides. RefSeq lists its product as uncharacterized. Gene Ontology annotation, biological process: positive regulation of canonical NF-kappaB signal transduction; positive regulation of JNK cascade. Lineage: Eukaryota; Metazoa; Cnidaria; Anthozoa; Scleractinia; Pocilloporidae. The record is from RefSeq and is a predicted model, not a curated record. Gene Ontology annotation, molecular function: signaling receptor activity; protein binding.
CACGCUUGAAUGACCUUUGUUUGCAUAUUGAAGCAAACCGCCCGCAUCUAAGACACUGAAGAUUGUUCGAGAAAGCUUUCCAGCUACAGGUCAAGGUACAUUAACACAGCCAGUCAUGUCUGUUCACAUGAUUACUGAUUUAUUCAUGCUGAUUAGCGUCUAUACUGUUUAUUUGUUUCCAGUGCCAGUGGUGUGUAACAGAAGCUGCAGUUGGAAUCAGCUGACUAUUUUGCGUCCCAAGGUAGUUGAAUGUCUUCCUUGUCCUGAAUGUCCCGAGGGUGAAGGCAUGGUCCCGCAGUGUGGCUCACGUAUUACCGCUGACGUCACUGUCCAGUGUGUACAAUGUAAACCUGGCAAAUCAUACUCGGAUAAGUUUGACAUCUCCUCGUGUAAGCCUUGCACUAUCUGUGACCCUAACGAAGAAACGAUCAGCCCUUGCACUGCCACGAAGAAUGCGGUUUGUGGAGAGUGCAAUGCUGGCUUCUAUCGAGCCACAACCGGAGAUUGCAAACCUUGCAUGAGGUGUUGUGCUGACAGUAAAGACGAAGAUAUAGAGGAACAGUGCAAAGCACAGACCAACCUCCCAUCGAACCAAAUUUGUCGAUACGAUGUCAACACCAUCAACUGCGCGCCUACUGCAUACAGGACAACUGCGCCUGCUGUGUUGGUUUCCACGAUACCUGUGAUGUCACAUGACAAGAUGGCUGCCCGCACUAAAGGAGGGAAGGGAGCUACCACCCUGAGGUUCAUUUCGUUUGCAACCUGUCUUUCUUUCGUUGUGUGUCUUUUACUUGGAGUGAUGUUGCUUUUUUGUUACAAAAAGAAGAUGCUGUCCACGCUUUGGCGCCACGGACAUACAGGCUAUGUGAGAACAACUCCAACACAAGUGGUCUGCGAUCAGCCUCAGACACCCCAGGUUGUGUUUGGGAAUGAAAAAGCGAGUGUAUGAACUUGCAGGGAGAUGAUCUUGGGAUAUCUAUACCUUCCUGACACUUCAGUAUGUUGCGUUCACAUUCUGCACAUGCAGUGUAGACCGCUGAUUUUAAUAUUCUUCGUGGUCAGUUAUGUUAACCGAGAGGGCGUUUUGCACGCUCAGAAAAAAAAAUUCAACUUGUUCAGUUAAAUUUCCGUUGGAAAGACCGCUUUAGAGUUCCUAGAACGGACCACGUUUUUUUAAGAAGAGGGUUAGACUGGGUGACAUUAUGGGCUUACUUUUAAGUCGAUUUCGCUCAAGGAAUUUCUAGUAACGCCUAUUUCGAGCAGAAUUCUCAGAGGAGUCGAUAAAUUACCGAUCAUCGGCCGAUAGUUUUGUUCAUUUGCGUGGAUUUGGGAUGCACUCUUUUACUUAGUCCUCUCUUACUACCAUUUGCAGCUUGCUGGAGAGCAGUGCCUGUGAAUUCGUGCGGUCUCUUUUCUUUCCCUGCGGCCCGAUGUCUCUAAGGCUCAAUGUUUAAACGUUAGUCAUUAAAAGUACUAUCAGUUUUUGAACACAAGCUGUUCGUAAUAUAUCACUUAUGACUAUUCAAUUAGAAUAUUUUACCGCGUUGUCUUUCCUCCUCGCUGAAAGUGUCUUAAGCCUUGAUUCGAAUUGUUAAGUGCACUCCGCUGAGGUUAAAAAAUAUACGCUGGUUGGUGACUUUUAUGAGUGUCAUCUGUACUCGCAUGAAAACGGCUUCGCGCUCAUGAUAAAGCGAGUACGUAUACUAGAAAUAAAUGAGUGUUAAGGUUAAAGUCUA